Molecule: messenger RNA, 2820 nt
Organism: Chaetomium fimeti
Lineage: Eukaryota; Fungi; Ascomycota; Sordariomycetes; Sordariales; Chaetomiaceae
Product: Arv1-like family-domain-containing protein
Exons: 6
Coding region: 1-2820 (939 amino acids)
Biological process (GO): sphingolipid metabolic process; intracellular sterol transport; regulation of plasma membrane sterol distribution
Cellular component (GO): cortical endoplasmic reticulum; Golgi apparatus
Source: RefSeq, a predicted model, not a curated record
AUGAUUCCCUCGCGGAGUUCCUCCUCGAGUACCCUCCUGCCUACUUCGCGGGAUUCGGACACGGCAUCUAUUCGCCCACGCAACCGCCGCCUUCUGAGCACACAAGACGGUGCGGGGUCUCCUUCGGCCUUCUCGAGCCCCAGCCGAACUCCAAGCCGGGGCGCCUCGCCCAUACCGCCGGCACAUAUUGGCUCCGUGACGGGGAGGAACAAUGCUAGGGCGGACGUUGUGCACGGCACAGCCCGAGGAAAGAGUCCGGGUGCUGGCCGUGGGCUUCUCGACGGAUCGUGGACCUCAAGCUGGGCCUCCGUCCAGGAAUUGGCAUCGUCGCUACUCACAGGCGGGGGACCGGGCGUUGGCGGCGAAUCACACCGCCCACGCAGUAGGGAUGGGAGCAGGACGAGGAAGCCGACCAGGCAAUCUAGCUACCGGGCGGAAAACAGGAACGAGACCUGGGGCCCGCAACCGCCAAACGAGGGAAGGCCGAGCCACAACGACAUUGCUGCUGGAUCACGCGCAGAGAGGGAGGCCACCUUGAAAGCUUUGCGCACAGCAAGUGUGCUCGAAAGUCACGAGGGUGUCAACGGAGGAUUGGACGUCGCAAAAAGAUUCAAGAAACGGAACUCUGAUGAGGACCUGAGGGACACCUCGCAGAAUGAGGAGACGGAAGAGUACUUGGCCUACAUUCACCACGUACAGGCCACAGACACAUAUGCAGGUAUUGUGCUGAAGUACAGGUGCCGGGAGGAUGCCUUUCGGAAGGCCAACGGGCUAUGGUCGCGGGAUAAUAUCCAGGUGCGGAAGUGGUUGGCAAUGCCGGUGGAUGCAUGUGAGGUGAAGGGCCGACCUUGCGAUCCCCCUACCAACCCAUCAUCACGAGUCGACCUCCUAUCCCGAACUCCAGAUGGAACCGACCCCUUCGGCCGAGACGAUCAACAAAAACGCGACUUUUUCUCGAACCCCCCAAAUGGACAGUCCUCGGACCAGAACCAGGCCAUCGACGAAGACAAGCCAUGGACCCCCGUAAGGUGGGUGUCCAUAGACUCGCACCCACACCCGAUCGAGGUUGCGCGGGUUCCCCGAAAAGCAUUCGGGUAUUUCCCCCCGCGCAGGAAGAAAAGCGUACAUUCGAUCUCAACGCUCUCCACCCCGCGAGCCUCCGUGGACCUCCCCAACACCACAGCCCCCGAAUCCGCCGUCGAGAGCCCCGCAAGCAGCUCCUCCCGCCGACCCAGCCUCCUCACGUCCCGACGCCCGUCCAGCACCAUGACCUCCUCCCCGGCCAACCGGCGCCGCAUCAACAGCACCGGCAGCGGCACCAGCGCCGACGAUCCCCGCCCCGCCUGGAUGCGCCGACCCGGCGGCGUCGGCUCCCUCGGGCGGAACGUGCGGGCGCCCGGACCGGAGCGCGACUACUUCAACACGUGGACCAACAAGCACCUGCCGGGGCUCAACAUCGACUCGCUCCCAUCCAUGUCGGUCAUGGGGUCAGAGAUCGCCCGCUUCGGCUUCAACCGCACGGCCGAGAACCCCUCGGUCGCCAUCGCCGAGAGCCCCUUCGAGGACGGCCGCGACACCGCCUCGCCCACCCACCCGCAGCACCAACAGCAGCAGGGCACGGGCCUGGACAAGGCCGCCGCCGCCGUCGAGACCUGGCUGCGCGGCGCCUUUGAGCGCGCCAGGCAGGGCCCCCUCACCCCCGUCCUCGGCCCCAGGGGCAGGACGACGGCGGGCGGCGCCGCGAUGCCCGAAGUCGGUGGCGGCGGUGAUCUGAUCGAGCUGGCGGAUACGGGGAGCGACGAUGGGAGGCAUGAUGGCGCGCCGUGGGAUGUGGGCGGGCUGUUGAGCUCGCUGCCUGGUCAGGGGUCGGGCAUGGCGGUGCAGGCGUUAUUAACGACCGACCUCGUCGCACCCCGACCGAACAUCCCGCGAAAUGCCACGACCGCCACAAUGCCGAUUUGUAUAGAGUGUCGACACCCCGUCAAGACCCUCUGGCGCGAGGGCGGCGGCGACAAGUCGGGCGGGCACAAUAUCCGCCUGACAGUAUGCAAGAACUGCGGGCGUUUCUGCGACAAAUACGUCGAGCACGACUUCGUGGUGUUGUUUAUCGAUCUAGUCUUGAUCAAGCCACAGGUAUAUAGGCAUUUGCUACAUAACACAUUGAUGAAAGAGGAGGACAAGUUUGCGCCCUCCAUCAUCCGCCUCGGCAUCCUCCUCCUGCUCUUCGACGUCUAUCUCACCUGGGCGCGUAUCGAGCGGCAAUCCGCCCCAGCCGACCCCCCCGACGCGACCGACAAUGGCAACAGCUUUGGCCGGCUCGCCCAGCAACCCAUAGUCUUCCAAUACAUGUUCUUCCUAAUCCUCUGCACCCUCUCCACCAUCGCCUUCCACGCAUCGAUCCGCUUCCUCACCUCCUCACGCUACUCACCGCUGGCCGCGCUGGGCGUGCUACCACGGUAUUCACGACCCAACUCGGUAUCAACAGCGCUGCUAGUAUCAUCAUCAACAAAGCUGUUCCCGAUCCUGAUGGUGAUCUGGGAGUACGACGUGCCGGCGGCGGCGCGGUCGCUCGGGUGGGCGGUGGUGGCCAACAACGUGGAGGCGCUCAAGAUCCUGCUGGACUGCGGGUACGGCGUGGCGGCGCUGCUGGCCAUGGCCGGCGCCGUCAGCCGCUGGGCCAUGGGCCGCGCCGUGCUGUGGGCGGCCGGGCUCGAGGGCGUCGACUCGGCGGGCGAGUCGGGCGUCGCCGAGGACGGGCGCGCCUUUGUGGCGAUGUUGAUGUACGCGCGGGAAUGGGCGGGGAGGCUGGCUGUUGGUUAG